This is a messenger RNA of Aspergillus uvarum CBS 121591, 805 nucleotides long. RefSeq names its product Glyoxalase/Bleomycin resistance protein/Dihydroxybiphenyl dioxygenase. The coding region runs from base 88 to 633 and encodes 181 amino acids. The record is from RefSeq and is a predicted model, not a curated record. Gene Ontology annotation, biological process: L-methylmalonyl-CoA metabolic process. Gene Ontology annotation, molecular function: methylmalonyl-CoA epimerase activity. NCBI's taxonomy places the organism in Eukaryota, Fungi, Ascomycota, Eurotiomycetes, Eurotiales, Aspergillaceae. The transcript is spliced from 2 exons.
UAUAAUUCAGGGCACUGCAGCCGGCUCGCGCCCGCUUGAUUAAAACUUGCUGUUGCUUACUUUACCUUCGUUAGCCUCGUUGUCAACAUGCACCCACUGAAUAACACCCCGGCACUUUCCAGCACGGAGACGUCCGGCAGUAUCUACGAAUUCAACCAUGUGGGAAUCUCGGUGCCCGACUGCGAUGCCGCCGUCGCCUGGUACACAUCGGUGCUCCACUAUCGGCUUCUGAAGCCCGUUUUGCACGUCAAGCGCGAGCUGCUUCCAGAAGCCUUCAUCUUCAAGAUUUUCGACAGUAAGCUCCAAGAGUUCAAGAUCGCCUGGCUCGGGACUGGUCGGAAUGGUGGUGGAUUGGAGUUGUUCGAGUUCAUCGAACCGGCUCACCGUGCGCCGGAGCAAGAAGGGAUCGACUACACCCGUUGCGGCGUGUUUCAUAUCUCCCUCACGGUUCCCAACCCAGAUGACGUGGGCCAGCAGGUACUGGAAGCAGGCGGUACGAGGAUAGGACACCCGGUGACCAUGCCUUCCGGCGACCGGGUCGUGUACUGUCAGGACCCCUGGGGCAACACGCUGGAGCUUUUGAGCGCCCCCUUUGAGCAGAUCAUACAGACCGGGCCCCCGAGCGAGCCCUAAUUAGUGCCUACGGUCGCGGUAUCCCCCUAUGUUCCUAUGUUGCUAGUCCAGCUUGAGGAUCGCGAUGAAUGGAACGCAGAACACGCCGAUGUUUCUCGUUACUCUAGCGGGGUGUUUUUCCCGACUGGUUGGUCUCAAUGGUAUGAUUCAGCUAUGUAGUACAAUGGCACUC